This is a messenger RNA of Cajanus cajan (pigeon pea), 3035 nucleotides long. RefSeq names its product glycosyltransferase family protein 47. Lineage: Eukaryota; Viridiplantae; Streptophyta; Magnoliopsida; Fabales; Fabaceae. Gene Ontology annotation, molecular function: glycosyltransferase activity. The record is from RefSeq and is a predicted model, not a curated record. Gene Ontology annotation, cellular component: membrane.
UAAGGAAGGAAGGUCCAGUCGCACAAUAAUUCCCAAAAUUACAACCUUGCCCCGUCAAAGAAAAACACGCAAAGAGAGAGAGAAAGGAAGAGAGAAAAAGAGACCCAAAAAACUAAAAAAAAAAACGGGUUGGAUUGUGUGAAAUGCUGGUGACGGAGUUGCAACGCGGUGGCGGUGCCACGGCGGUGUGAGAUCUCCCGGCGGCGCGGAGCAUUUCUGAGGCGAGAUGGGUUCGGGGCAGAUUGGCGGCGGCGGGGGCGGCGGCGGGGGAGGUGGUUGUUCGAACGGCGGUAACGGGAGUUGUUGUGAUAUGAGUGUGAAGUGUUCGUGUAGGUGGAGAUUGGAGAACCAACAAUACUACAAGCGGUUAUUUUCUUCUGGUUUCGUUUUCUUCUUCGGGUGUUUCGUUUUGUUCGGAUCCAUUGCCACCCUCUACGGUUGGCUUGCUUUUUCCCCCACAGUGCACUCCGCUCUCUCCCCUUUCGGUUGUCGUGACGACAAUGAGGGUUCUUGGUCUAUUGGGAUUUUCUACGGUGACUCCCCUUUCGCUCUUCAACCGAUAGAAGCUACGAAUGUAUCGAACGAUGAUACUGCGGCUUGGCCGGUCGCCAAUCCUGUGGUGACGUGUGCUUCAGUUUCUGAUGCUGGUACCCCCAGUAAUUUCGUUGCUGACCCUUUUCUUUUUAUUCAGGGAAAUACUUUUUACCUGUUCUAUGAGACAAAAAAUUCAAUUACUAUGCAAGGUGAUAUUGGAGUUUCUAAAAGUACCAACAAGGGAGCAACAUGGAAACAACUGGGAAUUGCCUUGGAUGAGGAUUGGCAUCUUUCUUAUCCUUAUGUCUUUGAGCAUGAUGGCCAGAUAUAUAUGAUGCCUGAGGGCAGCCAGAAGGGAGAUCUUCGUAUCUACCGUGCAGUUAACUUUCCUUUGCAGUGGAGAUUGGAAAAGGUCAUCAUGAAAAAGCCACUUGUUGAUUCUUUUAUAACCAAUUAUGGUGGGAAGUACUGGCUUUUUGGCUCAGAUCAUAGUGGUUUUGGCACCAAGAAAAAUGGGCAGUUGGAGAUUUGGUAUAGCAAUUCGCCUCUCGGUCCUUGGAAACCCCACAAGAAGAAUCCCAUUUAUAACAUUGACAAGAGCUUGGGAGCUCGCAAUGGAGGCAGACCAUUUAAAUAUGAAGGAAAUCUUUAUCGGACGGGUCAAGACUGUGGCGAUACAUAUGGGAGACGGGUGCGUGUCUUUAAGAUAGAAACGCUCACUAGUAAUGAAUACAAAGAAGUUGAAGUACCCUUAGGCUUUGUUGAAUCAAAUAAGGGUCGUAAUGCUUGGAAUGGUGCUCGAUACCAUCACUUAGAUGUGCAACAUCUGCCUUCUGGUGGCUGGGUUGGUAUCAUGGAUGGGGAUCGUGUUCCUUCUGGAGAUUCAGUCCGGAGAUUCACAGUUGGCUGUGCUUCUGUUGCAGUUGCUUCUAUACUCAUUGUGCUACUGGGCGUGUUACUUGGAUUUGUGAAUUGUAUUGUUCCUGUCAAUUGGUUCAUUCAUAACUCUGGGAAGAGGAAUUUAACUUUCUUGUCGUGGGAAAGGUCAAAUGUGUUAUCUUCAAGAGUGAGACGGUUUUGCAGAUGCCUGAACCGUGCCCCAACAUUUCUCCGAGGUAAGAUAAAGCAUAAUACCUGUGCUAGGAGGUUUAUUCUAGCUAUAAUAUUUGCUGUGGGGGUUGGAUUGAUGUGCAUAGGAGUGAAAAAUAUUUAUGGUGGUAACGGUUCUGAAGAACCUUACCCCUUGAAAGGGCAAUAUUCCCAGUUCACAUUACUAACAAUGACCUAUGAUGCUCGACUCUGGAAUCUGAAAAUGUAUGUGAAACAUUACUCAAGAUGCUCUUCUGUGCGUGAGAUAGUUGUGGUGUGGAACAAGGGAGUCCCUCCGGAAUUGAGUGAUCUAGAUUCUGCAGUACCAGUGAGGAUCAGGAAAGAGGAUAAGAACUCUCUGAAUAAUCGGUUCAAGGCUGAUACAUUGAUAAAGACACGGGCAGUCCUCGAGCUUGAUGACGACAUUAUGAUGCCAUGCGAUGAUAUUGAGCGAGGUUUUAAGGUGUGGCGGCAGCACCCAGAUCGGAUUGUUGGAUUCUAUCCUCGGCUUAUUGCUGGGAGCCCUUUAAAAUACAGGGGAGAAAAAUACGCACGGAUGCAUAAAGGGUACAACAUGAUUCUUACUGGUGCAGCUUUUAUUGAUUCUCAAGUAGCUUUCAAGAGGUACUGGAGCAAGGAAGCAGCGCAAGGGAGGGAACUGGUGGACAGGUUUUUUAACUGUGAAGAUGUGCUCUUAAAUUAUCUGUAUGCAAAUGCAAGCUCAUCACCGAGGACUGUUGAUUAUGUGAAACCGACUUGGGCCAUUGACACUUCAAAGUUUUCAGGUGCGGCGAUUAGCCGAAACACGAAUGUGCAUUAUGGAUUGAGAAGCAAAUGCCUGAUGCAAUUUUCAGAGAUGUAUGGAAGUUUAGAUGGUCGUAAAUGGGGAUUUGACAGUAGGAAGGAUGGUUGGGAUGUAUAGUAGGGAGUUUUUGUUAUAGCUAGGUCCUUGCCAACUUUUGUAUUUUUCAUCUUUUGAGGGUAUAAAGUCUUCUUGUCCAUACUUGUACCCCACUGUGAAUCUUAUUUUAGGGGGUUUUCCAAUAGAAUGAAUGUCUGCAACAUGUAAAUUGGUUCCAUAAUGGCCUUUUCAUGUUAUAGUAUUUUUUAAUUUGUGCCUCCAACCCCCCGGGGGUAUUUUGUGAUAGUGUUGGGAUGGAAGGGAACAUAGGAACAGAAACAUUCAACAAAUGGAAAAUAGGAGUAUAACUGUUUCCUAAAGACAUUUCUUCCUUAGAAACUGUAAUUCUGAUCCUGGCAUUGAUUCUAAUUUUCAUGGCUUUUUGACUGUUUCUAAGCCUUUAAAGGGUGGCUUUCUUUUGUUCUUAGAUUGACUUUGGUUUCUGGUUUAGGGGGGAUGAAUAUGAACUAUAACAAAAUAGACCAGAAAGUCAUGAUGGCAUAUUGUGUUA